Molecule: messenger RNA, 1904 nt
Organism: Glycine soja
Lineage: Eukaryota; Viridiplantae; Streptophyta; Magnoliopsida; Fabales; Fabaceae
Product: UDP-glucuronate 4-epimerase 6-like
Exons: 1
Coding region: 181-1431 (416 amino acids)
Source: RefSeq, a predicted model, not a curated record
UAAUUAAAUGUCCAGGCAUGUGUGUGGUAGUGAGAAGGAUUGAGAAAAAGAAAGUGGUGUCCAAGCAAUGGCAAUUAUCUCUGGUAUCCCUUAAUUUAUAUGAAUGUUGUCACAGAGGCCUUUCUUUUCCUUAUGAUGUUGCUCUUGUUCCUACCAAAGCAGCAACAUUAAAAUUAAAACAUGGCAUCUUCACCGGACACCAGCAAAACCAUAAAGCUGGUGCGUAACAACAGCUACCUCCGCAGACUCAACAUAUCCUUCAAAAUCCUCUUCCUCCUCCUCGCCCUCCUCCUCCUUUACACCCUUUCCACCCACCACCACCACCUCCCCCUCUCCUCCGCCUGGGAGAAUCAGGUCCGCCACUCCGCCCUCCCUCGCCGCCCCAACGGCAUGUCGGUGCUUGUCACCGGCGCCGCGGGCUUCGUCGGCUCCCACUGCUCCCUGGCCCUCAAGAAGCGCGGCGACGGCGUCCUCGGCCUCGACAACUUUAACCCCUACUACGACCCCUCCCUAAAACGCGCCCGCCAACACCUCCUGGCGAAACACCGAAUCCUCAUCAUCGAAGCCGACCUAAACGACGCGCCGUUGCUCGCCAAGCUCUUCGACGUCGUUUCCUUCUCCCACGUCCUCCACCUCGCAGCACAAGCGGGCGUCCGCUACGCCAUGCAGAACCCCCAGUCCUACGUGGCAUCCAACAUCGCCGGCUUCGUCACCCUUCUAGAAGCUUCCAAAACCUCCAACCCCCAGCCCGCCAUCGUUUGGGCCUCUUCCAGUUCCGUCUAUGGGCUCAAUAAUGAAAGCCCAUUCUCCGAACUCCACCGUACGGACCAGCCCGCGAGCCUCUACGCCGCAACUAAAAAAGCCGGCGAGGCCAUCGCGCAUACCUACAAUCAUAUCUAUGGACUCUCCCUCACCGGAUUGCGCUUCUUCACUGUUUACGGGCCCUGGGGAAGGCCCGACAUGGCUUACUUUUUCUUCACUAAGUCCAUCCUCCAGGGAAAGCCCAUUGACGUGUACCAGACGCAGGACGAAAGAGAAGUGGCGCGCGACUUCACUUACAUCGACGACGUCGUCAAGGGCUGCCUCGGCGCUCUAGACACGGCGGAGAAGAGCACCGGCGGCGGCGGGAAGAAGCACGGCGCCGCGCAGCUCAGGGUUUACAAUCUCGGCAACACCUCGCCGGUGCCGGUGGGGAAACUCGUUUCCGUGUUGGAGACGUUGCUCAGGGUGAAGGCGAAGAAGCACGUGAUCAAAAUGCCGCGAAACGGCGACGUUCCAUUCACGCAUGCUAACGUGAGCCUGGCGUGGAGGGACUUCGGGUACAAGCCCACCACUGAUCUCGCCACUGGUCUCAGAAAGUUCGUGCAGUGGUACGUUGGGUAUUACGGGGUUCGCUUAGGGGUAGAAAAGGAAAAGAUUUCGCUUGAUUGAUCCUUACCGUGCCACUCCAUUCAUUUUCACAUGGGUUUUCUUUUCUUCUUUUUUUGUGAAUAAUUAUUAUUAUUAUUAUUAUCUACUCUUUUUUUUUUUGAGUGGUGCUGGUGGUUAUAGUUGUGGCGGCCCAUGUGAGAAUGCAUAAUCAUGACAUGACCCGGUGGAUGGAAGGACAUGAAUAUGAAGAUGAACCUAGGAAUAUAAACGUGGUAGAGAAGGAAGAGACAAAUGUUGAAGAAAUAGAAAGUAAUAAAAGCAAGGACAAGAGCAAGUGUAUAUAUCUAAUCUAUGUGUGAAGUGGUGGAGGGGAACUGAGCUGUAAUAAUGAUGGGUGGGCUCUACUUUAAGCUUUUGGAACUUAUUCAAUUUAUUAUGGUAUUUUCAAAGUUAAGUAAAAUUGUGUAUAAACAAUAAUUAUAUGAUAUAGACAUGCAAUUUUCUUACAAUUACAUUAUUAUAUUAAUUUUCUG